Oncorhynchus gorbuscha (pink salmon) is the source of this 4130-nucleotide messenger RNA. RefSeq names its product WD repeat and FYVE domain-containing protein 2-like. The record is from RefSeq and is a predicted model, not a curated record. The transcript has 12 exons. NCBI's taxonomy places the organism in Eukaryota, Metazoa, Chordata, Actinopteri, Salmoniformes, Salmonidae. Gene Ontology annotation, molecular function: metal ion binding; protein binding. Bases 547 to 1749 code for a protein of 400 amino acids.
UCGCUGUGUUCAAACAGUUUCUAGCUACUAAAACCUCGAAAACCUAUGCGGCUCGGCUAGAGUGUUAUGUUACGAAGGAGCUAAAUACCUCCGGCUUUGCAUUUCCCCAUAAGCUUUCAAACGUCAUUGCUUUGACCUAUGAGCAAUUGCAAAUGUUAGCCUGCCUCCGUUAGUACCUACAAAAAUACGCCAUUAAUAUUGCAUAACUGUUUACAUAGUAAGAAUGCUGAAUAUCACAUGAUUUCAUCAGUAUGUGCUAAUUUCUAGUUUGUUUUAACCAUUUGUAUAUACAGUAACAAGUAAAACAAUAUUGCAACUUCCGGUAGCCUUGCGUUCUAGUUUUUUCGCGCAUGUCUAUGGUUCGAACAUGGGCGUCGUAGUAGGUGAAUGUCUUGUCAGCUGACAAGCAGCAUCUUUGGCUGUUGCAACACACGGGUCGUUGUGUUCAAACAGUUUCUAGCUACUACAACCUAGAAUACCUAUGCGGCUCGAUUAGGGUGUUAUGUUACGGAGAGACAGAACUGGCGAAGGAGCUAUACCUCCAGCAUGGCGGCACAAAUACAACCCAAACCGCAGACUCGGACGCCUGUUCUGCUCAAUAAAAUCGAGUCUUCCCAAGAUGUUGUGAACACGGCGGUUAUAAUUCCAAAGGAGGACGGGGUGAUCAGCGUGUCUGAUGACAGGACGAUCCGGAUAUGGUUGAAGAGAGACAGUGGCCAGUACUGGCCCAGCACCUAUCAUACUAUGCCAGCUUCAUGCUCCUGUAUGUCCUUUAACCCAGAGACCAGGAGGCUGUCUGUGGGAAUGGAGAAUGGAACCAUCUCUGAGUUCAUCCUGUCUGAAGACUAUAACAAGAUGACCCCGGAAAGGACCUAUGAGGCCCACCAGGGCAAAGUGACAGUGGUGCUCUUUGUGUUGGAGAUGGAGUGGGUCCUUAGUACAGGACAGGACAAGAACCUCACCUGGCACUGCUCUGAGAGUGGAACACAGCUGGGGUUAUACCACACCAUAGCCUGGGUCUCUGGACUACAGUUUGAUGUGGAGACAAGGCACGCCUUUGUGGGUGACCACUCUGGUCAGGUGACCAUCCUGAAGCUGGAGCAGGACAGCUGUAGUCUGGUCACCACCUUCAAAGGACACACAGGCAACGUGACGGCACUGUGUUGGGAUCCAGCCCAGAGAGUGUUGUUCUCUGGCAGCUCAGAUCACUCCAUCAUCAUGUGGGACAUCGGGGGACGCAAAGGCACCGCCAUAGAACUGCAGGGACACAAUGAUAAAGUCCAGGGCCUGUGCUAUGCGCCACACACACGUCAACUGAUCUCCUGCAGCUCAGAUGGCGGCAUCGUCAUCUGGAACAUGGACGUGACCAGACAGGAGACCCCAGAGUGGCUGGACAGUGACUCGUGUCAGAAGUGUGAGCAACCAUUCUUCUGGAACUUCAAACAGAUGUGGGACAGUAAGAAGAUCGGCCUGCGCCAGCACCACUGCAGGAAGUGUGGGCAGGCUGUGUGUGGAAAGUGCUCUGCCAAGCGCUCCACCAUCCCUCUCAUGGGCUUCGAGUUCGAGGUGCGGGUGUGUGACAGCUGCCAUGAGUCCAUCACAGACGAGGACCGGGCGCCCACGGCGACAUUCCAUGACAGCAAGCACAGCAUAGUUUACAUGCACUACGAGCCCACCACAGGCUGGUUGCUGACCUCUGGGGCCGACAAAGUCGUCAAGCUCUGGGACAUGACUCCAGUGGUCUCCUGAGGGUCAUCGUUGACAGGGAGCAACAUGGAGCUCCAUCCACCUAUCAGGGUAGAGCUUACAGCCUGGUGACUGUCAUCCUCAGAGGAAGAGGGAAUGUCAACAAGAACAACCACCACCACAACAACAGCUAAACAACUUACAACAUGGAGCUCCAUCCACCUAUCAGGGUAGAGCUUACAGCCUGGUGGCUGUCAUCCUCAGAGGAAGAGGGAAUGUCAACAAGAACAACCACCACCACAACAACAGCUAAACAACUUACAACAGCAGAGCAACAUCCACAGAACCUAGAAACACCAGGCCUUUCUUGCCUGUCCUCGUCCCUCUUGGUGACUAAACGGGAAAAGCUUUACACUGGCUGCAUAAAUAAUUCCCUAUAUUGUUUGGUUUAUUAUUAUAUUUAUGACAAUAGUUUUGUAGUAAAGGGAACUCAGUUUACCUACUGAACAUCAAAUACAGCUAGGUGGGCAAAUAUAUAGCUUAUAUUGAAGUGCCUUCCUCUUAAUUUCUUAUAGCUUUCCCUCCGGUUAACAGAAAGAAUGAACCAAUAGUCCUAAAACAAAUUGAAGCACGAAAUGUACCUGGGUUGUGAAUACCAGUUAGAUAUGUAACUUGUAUGUACAGCAGCAAGAUGGAAUACUCUAAUAUAUUCAUGAAACUACAGAAGGUCCCAAAGUUGACCUUAUAAGGCUCAUUGGUUUGACUCUUUGUUUUUAACAUUGUUGCAGUCUGCAGAGGGCAAAAUACCACUGUUUCUAGGUGGAUCAUGUUUCAGUUGGUGUCAGGAGGGUCAUAGCCUAAUGUAUGGGAAUUAAGCUCUUACCCUACGAGCUACGAAUCCUGCUUGUUUCCUGUUGUACUUGAUAAUUAAUUGCAACCACCUGGUGUCCCAGGUCUAAAUCAGUCCCUGAUUAUAGGGGAGCAAUGAGGUCCAGAGAUGAAUUUGAGGGCACUACUGUAUAGCUUCUAUGCUCUCUGAAAGUCAUCACACAUACACACACAGCUGGUGAACAAGUCUACAUGUGGUAUCUCACUGUCAGGUAAUGGUUGACCGCCACAGAUGUAGAGGACUUGGAGAAAGAAAUGUUUUUCAUUUUUUUAUGAAUACUGUAUUACAAACUGAAGUUCUAGUUUAGGCUUGCCAAUUGAAAUUGUAAAUCAUAAAGAACAUGUUCAUUACUUUACUUUAUUGUAGAGUUAUUGAAAUGUCACUUACUAUACUUUUGACUUCGGUAGUGGACUUAGGGUGGCAAAAUUCCAGAAACAUUCAAUAAAUUCCCUGGUUUUACAGAAAAAGUGGUUGGUCGUUGGAUACCGGAUUUCCUGCCUAUUCCGGGAACCUUCCAACCGGAAUUUCAGGAAAAGCAGGGAAUUUAUUGAAAGUUCCAGAAAUGUUGCAGCCUUACUUAAACAUGAUUCACUACUUGUAGUCUCUUCUAUGUUAUUUGCACUUCAGUUGUUACGGUUCAAUUUCUCAGAGAACAAAAUCAUAACAAAGCACUUUUUAUUGUCCAAUACAUACACUUACAAUAUGUUGUCUACAGACUCAAAUGACACAGGGUUGUAGGCUGAAAAUAUUUAUUUUCCAUUGAGGUGAGGGGUAUACCAGACUGGUGAUCAGUUGUUAGUGGAUGUGUGUGUCAAAUGUAUUUGUGUUAUAAUGAGUUUAUUUAUUGCUGUGUGUGUGUUACUGUAGCCUCCAAGAUAGACAUAUCUCGUGUAAUACACACACCAUCAAGGUCAUUAAUCAUUGACUGAUAGUGUGGCUAUGAAUCAGGACUUUUGUGUGAUACAUAGUUUUUUACGCUUUAACAUUCUCAAAGUGUAUUGAUGGUUAUGAUAGGUGUCAUAUCCUGGAUAUAACUACAGUUGUUCCAGUUAAGUUCAUGCACAUGAUUUGUUUUCUAGGCAGAGACACUAUUGUAAAACCACAACAACCUGUCUGCAUGUUUAUAUUUGUGUUAUAAAACCAUAAUUAGCCAUGAUACUUUUUCAUGAAUAGUAGCAUGUUGAUUAAUCCGUCACACAUAUCUUGGGCCUAAGCGAAUACAUAUCUACUGGUGGAGAAUGGAUGUAUGGGGCUCUAAUGCUAUUUACUGUAGUAGUCAAUCACUGACUUGAGAAUUACACUAUUCCUAUCCAUUUCCUCAUUUAAUGACCUCUGUGCAGUUAUCAUUGUUGGGAGGCAAAAAGUUAUGAGUUCCAUGUUGAUUCAUAAGCCAAGACUGAUUUACAAUAUCUGAAUGACUGCUGAUAUGAUUUGAAAUACGUUUUUCGUGUUAUGUUUUUAUGUAACCUGGAUACCAGUCUCUUUCUCUGCUUUCAUCAGCAUGUUAUCAUUGGCAACACUAGUGUUACUAAAUGGAUGAACUGUCAGUCUGUCA